CUGAGCCUUCACAGAUAGGGGGCAGGGCGGGGCUUCGGCUUGUGUAGUACGUGUGCUUCACAGCCAGCAGUUAGCCUGCGGUCGGUAAGCUAAGGAGUUGAAGUUAGAAUCAUGGUGCUGCUUGAGAAUGACUCGUUUCUCACAGAGCUCACACGUCUCUUCCAGAAGUGCAGAACAUCUGGCAGUGUUGUCAUCACACUAAAAAAAUAUGAUGGGAGGACUAAGCCGUUGCCCAGAAAAGGCCACUCUGAGUCAUUUGAACCAGCAGACAACAAAUGUCUCAUCAGAGCAUCUGAUGGCAAGAAGAAAAUAAGCACAGUGGUCAGCACCAAAGAAGUAAUCAAGUUUCAGAUGGCAUACUCCAACCUCCUCAGAGCUCACAUGGAUGGACUUAAGAAGAAAGAUAAGAAAAGCAAAAGCAAGAAAACCAAAGCCACCCAAUGAGCAACAGACUCUUUAACAUAACCAUGGGUACCUAAAGUGGCCUGUACUGGGGGAAUGGGAAAGGCCCCACCCGGAUUUCUUCCCAUUUGCCUGAGGCCUCAGAAUCACUGUUCAUCCACCUGGUGACUGCUCUGAUAUUAUGCCAUUGUUUGCAUGGUAAUUUCUCAUCCCUGGCUGGUCAGUGCCAUCGGUGAUUUGGACCAGAAAACCUGAGGAUUUCUCACAACUCCUACGGGACGAAGCGAGUCAACUUAAUUGAAUUUCUAUUGUUUCUGCUUCGGAACCAGGUCCUCAACAGCUGUGUCACCUCUGGAGCCAGAAUGCAUGGACCCCAAUGAUUAGCUGCCUUUCAUACUAUUUAAUUAUUAGAGUCCCUAUUUAUGUUUUGUUUCUGCCGUGGGUCAAUUCGACAGCAUCUCAAGAAGAAUAUGUAGUAUUCCAGUCAUUGGAAGUUUUUGAUUUUUUUUUUUUUGGGGGGGGGGGGUUGUUUUUUAAUAAUUAUUAAAAAUCUUUGAAAUUACUUAAAAUUGCUUGGAAAUACAAAACUAAAUCAGAUCAUUUGAUGUAUUUUUAACCAAUUUUACAGUAUUAAACUUUUUUUUUUUAAUUUACUAUGUUUUAGUUUACCUUUUUGAAGUUCUAUGAAUAUUAUUUUGCGCCCUUGUCUUGGUUCCAUACCAAGGUGUUGAACUGUCGGUCUUAAAAUGUGUACUGUAUGGCUGCAGCCAAUGUGGGUAUUUGAAAUGUGAAUGAGUUAAAUGGCCCCAAAAAUGUUAAAAGUUGUAGGUUUACUGAAAGGCAUCGAGUUUGAGUUAUAAACACAAAGCAUUGGCUGUAAUUCUAAUAUCAUUUCUGUUAAUCACAAUUACAAGGCAGGUUUAACUACAGCCAGUAUAUUUUGUCAACUGUCUUGUCAUGCUCCUGAGUCCUGCAGCAGAGUUUAAGUUCAGAAAUAAAGUGCUUUGUUCAAAGUCA
Molecule: messenger RNA, 1419 nt
Organism: Scatophagus argus
Lineage: Eukaryota; Metazoa; Chordata; Actinopteri; Scatophagidae
Gene: srp14
Product: signal recognition particle 14
Exons: 5
Coding region: 112-444 (110 amino acids)
Biological process (GO): SRP-dependent cotranslational protein targeting to membrane
Cellular component (GO): signal recognition particle, endoplasmic reticulum targeting
Molecular function (GO): endoplasmic reticulum signal sequence receptor activity; 7S RNA binding
Source: RefSeq, a predicted model, not a curated record